CACACUAGACGCAGGCUGGGGACACAGGAGAGCUCCAGGCCCAGAAAGGGCCCAGGACAAGACGAUGGCCAGUGAGGGCACAGACCUCAGCACCAGGAAGUCUGCAGAAAACAUUGCACUCUGCCACUUCAAAAGACAGAAAGUCGCAAUUUCAAAUAUAAUAAUAACAUCAUUUCCUUUCCUUGAACUUCUCCGUGACUAUGGAUUCAUCAACAAUGAACUGUAUGAAAAGUCUAAGAAAUCUUUUGAAACAUCGGUUUCUCAAAAAGAAGUCAUAUACCAUGUGCUCAGUGAGGUGGAGAAGACAUUUAACCUGUCCCUUCUGAAAGCAUUGUUCAGUAAGGACAUCAUGGAAACCUACCCUGGUUUAAAGGAUAUUUAUGAAACCUUCAAAAAAGUGAUACCAAACAUAGAACUGUUCCUAAGAAAUGAUGGAGAAGAAAAUGAGAAGAGGCGUGAUAUCCAAGAGAGCCUUGAACAAGGUACUGUGGAUUUUGGAAACAACUCCAUUUCAGGAAAAACCAAGAAGAGAAGAAGAACAACAAUGCACACAGAUGACACUGUGAAUUUUAAUGCUGAAAUACUUCCUGUGACCUGUGGGAAGAUGAUGGGCAUGUUAAUUAAGAGAAAAUUACAACGAGCUAUCCUAGAGGACAUGAUGUGGUAUCUCAAUAAGAAUGAAUAUCUACCUCAACCUCCACAUGACAGGAAGAGAAAGCCGGAAAACGCAGAGAAAUGCAAGAUCUGUGGGGAUGAAGGAAAGCUCUUCAAAUGCAGUUUUUGUCUCAUCUUCUUUCAUGAGUACUGUCACAUCCCACCUGUGGAACCUGAGAGGAAGGAUUGGAUAUGUACCUUCUGCAUAACAGAAGUGUCUUCAGGAAGUCAGCAGCAUGCCAGCUAUUCUGAGGUCCUAGCGAGACGGAUGGGACCCAAAGAGAAGUUGAAUUGUGUGUUCCUCCUCCUAAAGCUCUAUUAUCAUUUAGAGAACAACAUUUUUCGGAGUAUUCCACAUGAACAUUAUGUUCAAAAGGCUUCUCAAUGCCUAGAGACACUUAGGACAUUGGAUGAAAUCAAGAAUAAACUAAAUGGAGGAUGUUAUACCAAAGUGAAGGGGUUUGUGCUUGGCAUGAACAAAAUCUUUCAGGAUCCUAAGCACGAUGACUCACUUCAAACAGAAAAGGAAUUUAAGAAGAAUUUCAAAGAAGUCUUUUCUAUUCAGUAAACAAAUCAGAAGAGUUCACUGUGGUGGAUGCUGUUGAUACCCUGGAAAAUCCCGCUUUCAGGCAGAUUUCUCAUCCCCCAGCUGCUAUGAGCAUUGACUGCUUAUGCCAUCUCUUCCCAAUGUAUCACUAUGGGCCAAAUGUAGACAGAUUCACUCAAAGGUUAAAUCUCUUUGUGAUGGGGGUUGGUUCCCAGCACUAAGGUUGAACCAACCAUGUGGAGUGAUUCGUGUUCCUGUGCUCCCCAUAGCUGAGCUAGUCUCCAGCUAUGACCACCUCCUUGCUUAGCAUUUCCCAGCACAGUGUCCUGCUUCCCUCAUCCCUCCUCCUCCUGAGAAAAUUCUCACAAUAAAUCACUG
Molecule: messenger RNA, 1579 nt
Organism: Eptesicus fuscus (big brown bat)
Lineage: Eukaryota; Metazoa; Chordata; Mammalia; Chiroptera; Vespertilionidae
Product: nuclear body protein SP140-like protein
Exons: 13
Coding region: 65-1222 (385 amino acids)
Biological process (GO): regulation of transcription by RNA polymerase II
Cellular component (GO): nucleus
Molecular function (GO): DNA-binding transcription factor activity, RNA polymerase II-specific; protein binding
Source: RefSeq, a predicted model, not a curated record